CGGAACCACCGCAAGCAGCUUCCACAUCAACUUCUUCAUGAAACCUCAAACCUCAAACCAUACCGACAACCUCACUUCCCAGAAUCUCCUCCCUGUUGAUAUUUAUGUUAUUCUUUCUAGCACCUUCUACCUUAACUUGUUGUUACUUGUGUGAACAAAUAUCCCGACUCAACCUCACGCUCAGUUCGCCUUCUUCCGUCAUCAUCCCCGCAACCUCCCUGUCUAUUCUUCGAGCUAUCAACUUACACACGUAUCGCCAUAGCUUCUGUCGACCUGCUGCGCAACGAAAGACCUUGAAACCUCGAUUCACAGAUUAUCGGUUAUUAUGGCGGGCUGGUUUUCCUCUACUUCUUCGUUUGAUGAGCAGGUGGAGAAGGCGACCUCGUCGUCCUUAGAGGAUAUUGCGGCGAACCUGGAGAUUUCAGAUGUGAUCCGAUCAAAGAGUGUACAGCCUAGGGAUGCUAUGCGAUCGCUCAAAAGGAGGUUAGAGAGCAGGAAUCCGAAUAUCCAGCUAGCGACUUUAAAGUUGACGGAUACAUGUGUCAAAAAUGGCGGUAACCACUUCCUCGCGGAGAUCGCUUCGCGGGAGUUCAUGGAUAACCUAGUCUCGCUGCUCAGAGCUUCCGGGCCCGCAACUCUUAACGAAGAAGUAAGGACUAAGGUACUAGAACUGAUUCAAACGUGGGCAGUGGCUACGCAAGCCCGUGGCGAUUUUCCGUACAUUGGUGAAACCUACCGGGGUUUGCAAAAAGAAGGUUAUCAGUUUCCGCCUAAGACGGAGAUGGCAAGUAGCAUGCUUGAUAGUAGCGCUCCUCCCGAAUGGAUAGAUUCGGACGUUUGUAUGCGCUGCCGAACUGCUUUUACAUUCACUAACCGGAAACAUCACUGCCGGAACUGCGGGAGCGUUUUUGAUGCACAAUGCUCUAGCAAAACCCUUCCACUUCCUCACCUGGGAAUUAUGCAAGCUGUAAGAGUCGAUGACGGUUGCUACGCUAAGCUAACAUCGAAAUCUUUCAAUCCUGUGAGUUCAUCAAAUCGAUCAGGACUCAAACCUACGUCUACUUCCAAACCUACCAUAGCGCCGAUGGAACCGCGUGGUGGAAGAGCCGAGUCGGACUUCGAUGAGGAUCUCAAGCGUGCACUCCAAAUGAGUCUUGAAGAGGUAAAAGCGCAUAGUGGCGCUGGCUAUGUCCCACAGGCCAAAUCGGCUGCACCUGAAUUAAAGAACCCUGAACCAAAGCAGCCUGAAGCAAACGGGUUGGCUAAGGAUUCCAUGGAAGAUGACGAUCCCGAUUUGCGAGCUGCCAUCCAGGCUUCGUUGAAAGAUAUGGAAGAGCAGAAACAGAAGCACUCGGCGGCUUUGAAAAGUACGACUGCCGAAAAUUCUUCUGCAGCCCCUGCGGUGUCUGCGGCCGUCUUGCCGAAGAAAGACUACGAGCUUAGCGCGGUCGAAGCGGAAAAUAUUAAUUUGUUUGCAACACUUGUAGACAGGUUACAACAUCAGCCUCCAGGCACGAUCCUUCGGGAACCACAAAUCCAAGAACUAUACGAGAGUAUAGGGGCUCUAAGGCCUAAACUAGCUCGUACCUAUGGCGAAACAAUGAGUAAACAUGACACCCUUCUCGACCUUCAUGCCAAGUUAUCGACAGUCGUCCGCUACUACGAUCGUAUGCUUGAAGAACGCCUCUCCAACACAUACGCGCAGCACACUCUUGGUACCUACAACUAUCUACCACCCAGCCAGCUUGCUUCGAAUGUUUAUCCAUCCGUCCCGAUAAACCUACCUAGGGGGGGUGUAGAGAACUUCUAUUUUGGCUCAGAGCCCGUGGAGAAUGCCAUGCCUCCUAGCCAAUAUCUCCAAGCGGAGCGCCACGCGUCUGUCGGACGCAGCAACGAGCAGCGCCCGGGUGUGGUUCACUCGCAACAUCCUCAAUUUAACAACGGGCAAAGUCAUUACCAACCACGCACACCACCGCAAGCUGCCCAUACUUCUGUUCAGUACCAUCCACAUUCAGUGCCUCAAGGACAACCUGCACAACCCGGACAAGCUGAGCAGACUGGUCAAAGUGGGCCAGCUGGUUACUACCUCCCUCAGGGAGUGACCAGCCCAGUGGGUCAUGACCCUCACGUCGGUACAGGACAGUAUGCUCCUGCACCUGAACCAUCAUAUCCUCCGUCGCCGACGAUGCGAAGAGACUCUCAGUUCCAAACUGCCCAACCAACUCCACAGUCGAAUCACUCCCAACCUGUCCACUUUUCCUCCCCGGAUGCGGCUCAGCCUUCUCAGUCGCAACAUUCAACCUAUAACACCCAAGAAGGCCCCCCGUUGGGCCAUUUCCAGGCCCAGACACAAGCCCAAGAAACCCCCAGCCCUCUACCACCAGACCCAGCGCAGCCUUCCAACCAUUACAAUUCUUGGCAGCAACCAGAGUCAGGAACGAAUCCCCAAUACAUGCCACCGGCUGGAAACCCCAUGUAUCCAAAUUUUGUGCCCAUGGCGCCGACCUUGGAGCAAUCGUAUCUACCCGACCAACAGCAACAAGCAACUUCGCAGCCGGUUAAAGAAACCCCUUUAAUCGACAUAUGAAACUAUUUCCUCCUUGUCUGGCUCCUGGUGCGCUCCUGGCGACGGUUGUAUUUUUUUACUCACACACGCAUGCAUGUUGGCCCCCAUUUUUGAUACCCGAUGUGGUUUUUCCGCCCCUCCUCUAACUGCCCACUACGCUUGGUUAACUGAAUGUGACGUGAUGAGUCCUCUUAACGAACGAUAAUUAAUGUGUUUUUUCAAAACUGUGUCUCUAUCCCUGUUGUUAUCUUCUUUUUAUGUCCAUGACUUCUCUUCCAAGAUUUCUUUUUGUUACGGUCUGUCUGUGUGGGAAAUUAUCUACAGUGUGUUGAUGGACAUAGAAGAACCUUAGUAGCCCUAUUACCUAGUCCGACCCAUCGGUUUAAAAGGGUAAAACAACGCUCA
Blastomyces dermatitidis ER-3 is the source of this 2971-nucleotide messenger RNA. RefSeq names its product vacuolar protein sorting-associated protein 27. Bases 326 to 2587 code for a protein of 753 amino acids. Gene Ontology annotation, cellular component: ESCRT-0 complex. Gene Ontology annotation, molecular function: metal ion binding; phosphatidylinositol-3-phosphate binding; ubiquitin binding. The transcript has 5 exons. The record is from RefSeq and is a predicted model, not a curated record. Gene Ontology annotation, biological process: protein transport to vacuole involved in ubiquitin-dependent protein catabolic process via the multivesicular body sorting pathway; protein targeting to vacuole. NCBI's taxonomy places the organism in Eukaryota, Fungi, Ascomycota, Eurotiomycetes, Onygenales, Ajellomycetaceae.